AUGGACUGCACCUGCCUGUCCGACCUGCUCCUCACGGCGCCCGUGCCCGCGCUCUGGGCCCCAGGUUUCGCGUUCCCCGAGUGGGCGUACAAGGCGGAGUCGAGCCCCGGCUCGCGGCAGAUCCAGCUGUGGCACUUCAUCCUGGAGCUGCUGCGGCAGGAGCAGUACCGCGAGGUCAUCGCCUGGCAGGGCGACUACGGCGAGUUCGUCAUCAAGGACCCCGACGAGGUGGCGCGGCUCUGGGGGGUGCGCAAGUGCAAGCCCCACAUGAACUACGACAAGCUCAGCCGCGCCCUCAGGUAUUACUACAACAAGCGGAUCCUGCACAAGACCAAGGGCAAACGCUUCACCUACAAGUUCAACUUCAGCAAAGUGGUGCUGGUGAAUUAUCCCCUCCUGGAAUUGAAGCUGCGGCUGGAGGCGGCCGCGCCCUUCCUGGGCUCCGGUCUCUCGGGCUACUCCAAGGCCCCGGCGCUUUUGGGGGCGGGGGGCUACGGGCGCCCCCCCCUCCCCGAGUACCCCUGGGGCCCCCCCCCAUCGGAAGUGCAAUAUGGUCGUGCCCCCCCCGCUUGUGUCGUUGUGAUGGAGGAAGAAGCCGCCUCCCCCCAAUAA
Messenger RNA from Pseudopodoces humilis (Tibetan ground-tit), 612 nucleotides. The record is from RefSeq and is a predicted model, not a curated record. Lineage: Eukaryota; Metazoa; Chordata; Aves; Passeriformes; Paridae.